AUGGCUGCUUCCAUGGGGUACUACACGCCGAGCCUCUUACGCUCCUUGCCAGCUCCCGAGAACGGGGCCCCGAAGUACCCGCUGGAGCACCCAGCCGACCGGUGGCUCUACCUCUCCCCGGGCACCCCGCAGCCCUUGCAGCAGCAGCAGCAGCAGCCCCUCAGCUCCGGCGGAGACUUCGCCCUGGCGCAGUGGGGCUUCCUGCCCAGCAGGGGGGUCUUCAUGAUGUCGGCCAAGCUGAGCAGAGACACAGAUGCCCAGCCCAGACUGGCCUGGCCCCCCAACAUCUGCAUCCUGACCCUGGCCAUGAUGAUCGCGGGCAUCCCCACCGUCCCUGUGCCCGGCGUGCGUGAGGAAGACAUGAUCCACGCCGCCCAGCGCUUCAUGGCAGAGAACCUGGAGCCCGGCGAGGGCCCGGCGGAAGGGGCCCCCAGGAGGCGGUGGGCGGCCUUGCAGCGCCUCGGCUCGUCCUGCAAGAGGGACCGGCAGCGCAGGCGAGCGGCCCACCGCAGCCUCCUGCCUCUCUUCCUGGCCCAGCUGGAGAAGUAG
Molecule: messenger RNA, 549 nt
Organism: Protobothrops mucrosquamatus (brown spotted pit viper)
Lineage: Eukaryota; Metazoa; Chordata; Lepidosauria; Squamata; Viperidae
Gene: SPATA25
Product: spermatogenesis associated 25
Exons: 2
Coding region: 1-549 (182 amino acids)
Biological process (GO): spermatogenesis
Source: RefSeq, a predicted model, not a curated record